UUCCUUGCGGAAACGUUGUUUUGGCGCCGAAGGUUUCAAUCGCAUUUCUGCGCGGGUAAUGUCCUUUUGUUGUUAGCUAAACACGAAGUUUAAUUGUAGUGUAUAACGAGUAAUUUACUACAUCAGAAAACUACAAGACAGCAUGCAGCGAAGCAUAUCAUCUUUCUUUCAGCCCAAAACGGGCAAAGAGAAGGAGAGCAAAAAAAGUGACGGACCGGGGAAAGACGAGCCGGUGAAAGACAAGCCAGAACCAAUCAAAAGGCCUCUCAAAGUUCAGAAUGGGGUCCAUGAAGAGCCUGAUUCGCCCGUGAAGAAGUUCACUAAACGCAGUCGUCAGAUCUUGGACAGUGAUGAUGAGGCUCCAGACGGAAUAGAACAGGAGCCAGAGGACAAGGCUGUGCAACCCAAGGAUGAAGUAUUCAAGGCUGUUACCAACCCCCUGUCCCCCGCCUCUCCAGUGACCUCAUCCGCCUCCCCCACCCCUGGAACCCCUGACACCCCCACUUCCAUCUCACCCUCCGGAAUACCCAAACGCCGCACCGCGAGGAAGCAGUUCCCCAAGAGAAAGCUGGACAGCAGGAGUGGCAGUGAAAAGGAGGAGGAAGAACAAGGACAGCAGAAUAAAAGGGCAAAGGUUGAGGAGACGCAGGACAGCACCGAGAAUGAAGAGGAAGCGAUGGACGUGGGAGGAGAGAACAGCGUGGAUAAGCCUGAGGUGGUGCAGAACAACCCGGAGGAGAAAGACACGGAUGAAGAGAAGACCAAAGAUGAGAGAAGGAGAAAGCUUAAUGUCAAAGUGACCGCGACCGAGGAGGAAAAAGGAAAAAGUGAAAAGGCUAAAGAGAGAAGUCCUAAAGAGAGAAGUCCUAAGGGUCAAAAGGAGAGAAGUCCUAAGGGUCAAAAGGCUAAAGAGAGAAGUCCUAAGGGUCAAAAGGCUAAAGAGAGAAGUCCUAAGGGUCAAAAGGCUAAAGAGAGAAGUCCUAAGGGUCAAAAGGCUAAAGAGAGAAGUCCUAAGGGUCAAAAGGUUAAAGAGAGAAGUCCUAAAGAGAGAAGUCCUAAGGGUCACAAGUCUGUAAAGGAUGGCAAAGACAUGAAAGAAGAGAAAGUGUCAGAAAGCCCCCAAGCCAAAAAAGCCCCCACCAUCAGCAGUUUCUUUGCUCCCAGGAAGGCUGCUGUAAAGAUGGAGAAACCAGAGAAGUGCGAGCGAGAGGGAGAGGGAAAGAGCGAGGGAGAGGGAAAGAGCGAGGGAGAGGGAAAGAGCGAGGGAGAGGGAAAGAGCGAGGGAGAGGGAAAGAAGAAGACUGCCCAGGCGCAGUAUGACCCGUCCAGACCCAACUACCACCCUGUAGACCACGCCUGCUGGAGCCGGGGACAGAGGUACCCUUUCCAUUCUGUUGCACGCACCUUUGAAAAGAUUGAGGAAGAUUCUGGCAGAUUGAGGAACAUUGAAACAUUAUCAAAUCUCCUACGCUCUGUUAUCAUCCUCUCUCCAGAGGACCUGCUGUGCUGCGUCUACCUGUGUCUCAAUCAGCUGGGUCCUGCUUACAUGGGGCUGGAGCUGGGAGUGGGAGAAACUGUUCUGAUGAAGGCUGUCGCCCAAGCUACUGGGCGACAGUUGGACAAAAUCAAGGCGGAGGCUGCAGAGAAGGGGGACUUGGGGUUGGUGGCUGAGAGUUCCCGUAACAACCAGAGAAUUAUGUUCCAGCCAGCCAAUCUGAUCGCAGGGGGUGUGUUCAACAAACUGAAAGACAUCGGGAACAUGAGUGGGAAUUCUGCCAUGAAUAAGAAGAUUGACAUCAUCAAAGGUCUCUUUGUAGCCUGUCGUUUCUCUGAAGCCAGAUACAUUGUCAGGUCGCUGGCAGGGAAGCUGAGGAUUGGCUUGGCUGAACAGAGUGUACUGUCUGCCCUGAGUCAGGCCGUGUGUCUGUCUCCUCCAGGACAAGACUUCCCUCCGGCGGUGAUUGACGCAGGGAAAGGAAUGAGUGCAGAAAAACAGAAAGCUUGGAUAGAAGAGAAGAGCCUUCUCCUCAAACAGACUUACUGUGAGAUGCCCAACUAUGAUGUCAUCAUCCCAGUCAUUCUGAAGGAGGGGAUUGAUGAACUCCCCAACCACUGCAAACUCACUCCAGGUGUACCGUUGAGGCCCAUGCUGGCUCACCCCACCAAAGGUGUAGGAGAGGUGAUGAAGAGAUUUGAUGAAGCCGCCUUCACCUGCGAGUACAAGUAUGAUGGAGAACGAGCACAGAUCCAUAUCUUGGAGAAUGGGGAAGUGCGUAUUUUCAGUCGCAACCAGGAGGAUAAUACCACCAAAUAUCCUGACAUCAUCUCUCGCAUUCAUACGGUAAAGAAUGAGUCUGUGAUAUCCUGUGUGUUGGACACUGAGGCGGUAGCUUGGGACAGAGAGAAGAAACAGAUCCAACCGUUCCAGGUUCUCAUCACACGGAAGAGAAAGGACGUGGCUGCAGCUGAUAUCAAGGUUCAAGUGUGUGUGUACGCCUUCGACCUGCUGUAUCUCAAUGGAGAGUCUCUAGUGAAGCAGCCCUUGUCAUGUCGCAGGGCUCUGUUGAAGAAGAGCUUCCAGGAGAAGGAGGGAGAGUUUGUGUUCGCCCGCGCCAUCGACUCAGACAACACAGACGCCAUAGCUGAGUUCCUGGAGCAAUCGGUUCGAGACUCCUGUGAGGGACUCAUGGUGAAGACUCUGGAGAAAGAUGCCACGUAUGAAAUCGCCAAGCGCUCUCACAACUGGCUCAAGCUGAAGAAGGAUUAUCUGGAUGGCGUGGGGGACACGAUGGAUCUGUGUGUGAUCGGAGCCUAUCUGGGGAAGGGCAAGAGAGCAGGGACCUACGGAGGCUUUCUGCUCGCCUGCUACGAUGAGGACAAUGAAGAGUUCCAGUCCGUCUGCAAGAUUGGGACAGGUUUCAAGGAUGAAGAUUUGGAGCAACAUUAUACAUUCUUAAAGGAGCAUAUUUUGCCAAAGCCCCGCCCCUAUUACCGUGUGGACCAAUCAACUGAGCCCGACUUGUGGCUCGAUGCCGUGCAAGUAUGGGAAGUGAAGUGUGCCGACCUAUCGCUGUCGCCGAUCUACAAGGCUGGCAUGGGAUUGUGUGACCCAGAGAAGGGCAUCUCUCUUCGGUUCCCACGCUUCCUGAGGAUCAGAGAUGAUAAGAAGCCGGAGGAGGCCACUUCAGGUGGACAGAUUGCUGAUUUAUACAGGAAGCAGCAGGUUGUUCAGAAUCAGGGUGACAAAGCUGACCUCGAGGACUACUACUGACCUCUGACCCGAUCAGCUGCCCAUCCAGUCGCCAAUAACUCGGGUGAAACCUCAAUGUGUACAUAAUUAUUAUUAUUGUUUUUUUAAAUGAUGAAACUGAAUAUGGCUCUGCCAAUGCAAAAAUGAAAGUGAAGACCCUGUGAACAGCUGUGUUGCUAUAGAUAUAUAGGCGUUGACAAUGUUAUGACGUUAAACAGUUUGUUGUUGUACCUAAGGCUUAUUUUGUGGGGGGAUCGUAUUCACACCAGUAUAAAGUACAGUUGUCAAAUCACCGUGAUGUAUGUGAAUAAAGGCUUUUGCUAAUUUUAUAAUA
Oncorhynchus gorbuscha (pink salmon) is the source of this 3584-nucleotide messenger RNA. RefSeq names its product ligase I, DNA, ATP-dependent (gene lig1). Gene Ontology annotation, biological process: DNA recombination; Okazaki fragment processing involved in mitotic DNA replication; DNA biosynthetic process. Gene Ontology annotation, molecular function: DNA ligase (ATP) activity; DNA binding; ATP binding. Gene Ontology annotation, cellular component: nucleus; mitochondrion. The record is from RefSeq and is a predicted model, not a curated record. NCBI's taxonomy places the organism in Eukaryota, Metazoa, Chordata, Actinopteri, Salmoniformes, Salmonidae.